AUGAUAAGAACCGCCCAGAAGACAUUUACAGCAAGCCUGAGAAGUGCCUCGAAACAGCGCAUACCUAUUUCAGCUUCAAGCCUAGCUUUACGACCAGCGAAAGGCGCGCUAGCCCAACAGGAGCACCCCACCGCGAUCUCGAACAAGAGAACGUUCACAAGCUCUAGGAUGGUCUCGGCAGCUUCGAAUGGCACGCCUCAGGUGCCCAAUGAUUUCAACAAGGACCUCUACACGUCCCUCAAGGAGUACGACCCCGAGGUGCAGAAGUUGAUCGAGCUGGAGACUUACAGACAAUUCUGCGGGCUGGAACUGAUCGCUUCGGAGAAUUUGACCUCGCUUGCGGUCAUGGAAGCCAACGGCAGCAUCUUUACCAACAAAUACUCGGAAGGUCUGCCCGGUGCCAGGUAUUACGGCGGCAAUGAGCACGUCGACACACUUGAGAAUCUCUGCAGAGACCGCGCGCUCGCUGCCUUCCACCUUGACCCAAAAAUCUGGGGCGUCAAUGUACAACCCUAUGCCGGAUCGACGGCCAAUUUUGCAGCCUUCACGGCUUUGAUCCAACCGCAAGACAGGAUCAUGGGCUUGGCAUUGGCAGACGGUGGUCAUUUGACUCAUGGCGCUUACACGCCCAAGCGAAAGAUCUCUGCCUCUUCCAUCUACUUCCAAUCUCUGCCCUACGAGGUCGACAGGUCGACCGGUCUGAUCGACUACAACGCGCUCGAAAAGAACGCAAAGCUCUUCAAGCCAAGGAUCCUCAUCUGUGGCGCUUCCGCCUAUCCACGUGAUUGGGACUACAAGCGUCUGCGUGCGAUCGCCGACUCGCAGGGAGCGUAUCUCAUGAUGGACAUGGCUCACAUCUCUGGCCUCGUCGCCGCUCAAGUUCAGAAUGAUCCGUUCGAGGUCUGCGAUGUCGUCUGCACAACAACGCACAAGACCCUUCGUGGGCCGCGCGCUGGUCUGAUCUUCUUCCGCAAAGACAAGGAGAGCGACAUGGAGACUCGCAUCAACAACGCAGUCUUCCCGGCCUGCCAGGGUGGACCUCAUAACAACACCAUUGCCGGUAUUGCCGUUGCACUCAAACAAGCUGCUGAGCCUUCGUUCAAGGCAUACGCCACCCAAGUCGUCAAUAACUCUCGCGCUCUUGCCGAUGUUCUGCUCGAACACGGCUACGCACUGCAGACCAAAGGAUCAGACAACCAUCUCUCGCUUUGGGACCUGCGCCCCAUUGGUCUGACUGGCAGCAAGCUCGAGAAGGUCUGCGAUCUGUGCCACAUCACGCUCAACAAGAACGCCGUGAGCGGUGACACAAGCGCCGUCGUUCCUGGCGGUGUCCGCGUCGGUACUUCUGCCUUGACGAGCCGCAGCAUGCUCGAGAAAGACAUGAAGGUCGUCGGAGAGUUCCUGCAUCGCGCUGUCGAAAUUGCUCUGCAGUUGCAGAAGGAGGCUGGCUCCAAGCUGCUGAAGGACUUUACACGCGUCGCCACUGAAGGCGAUGGCAAGGGUCGACAGCUCCUAGCAGAACUUGGCAAAGAGGUCAUCGCCUUUUCGACGAGCUUCCCCUUGCCCGGCAUUCCCGAUGCUUCGACGAUCGUUCAGCCGUCGACCUCGAAUGGCACGCACUGA
Molecule: messenger RNA, 1623 nt
Organism: Mixia osmundae IAM 14324
Lineage: Eukaryota; Fungi; Basidiomycota; Mixiomycetes; Mixiales; Mixiaceae
Exons: 8
Coding region: 1-1623 (540 amino acids)
Biological process (GO): tetrahydrofolate interconversion; folic acid metabolic process; L-serine catabolic process
Cellular component (GO): cytoplasm
Molecular function (GO): zinc ion binding; pyridoxal phosphate binding; serine binding
Source: RefSeq, a predicted model, not a curated record